AAACGUCAUCAUUCGGGAACACGUGUUUACGCUAGAGUGCGGAAGUGCAGGACAGAUCAAUAUAGGUCAAAUUUAUGCUGCAGCUAGAGUUCUAAUGAAUAAAUGGCAUUUUAAAUAAUUAUACGGUUGUCCUGAUGUCUCGUUCAGAUGUGCUGUCUCUAUACAGGAGGGUCCUGCGCAUUGCACGCAGUUGGCAGGCACAGUCCGGUCUGCUACAGGAUACAGACACAGAGAGGAAGUACAUCACUCAGGAGGCUCGAACCCUUUUCAGACAAAACCAGCAGAUGACCGAGCCAGAAUCAAUCCAGAGAUGCAUUGAGGAGUGUGAGGCUCGGAUAGAGAUCGGACUGCAUUAUAGAAACCCUUAUCCCAGACCGACAUAUCUUCAUCCCAUGGGUCUCGCCACUCAGAAAGGGAGGAAACUGCUAGCUCAGCAGAAACUGAGGAAACAAGCCAAACCCUUGUACCUACAUUCCCACGAUGACACCUGACAUAGACAUUUAUAGAACAGUUUAGGUAAUAAAAUUGAUUUCAAUCAUUUUUAAGUUGCACCAGGGAACAAUAAAGUCUGUUCGGUCAUAUUAUUUAAAACUAAAAUGGUAGUAUCAUGAAAAUAUAUCUGUCACAAUGCAAGGGUAUCGCAGGAGUGUUGAUGUGAACUAUAUAACGUGUCUUAUAUUAUUUAUUGCUUGCUUUCAUGAACAGUGUCUCAGGUGAUGCUACUCUACAAAGUCUUGUCUGAUUUUCAAUUAAAGUUUUAAUUGAUUUAAUUAAUAAUAAGUAUCAUUAGUAUUAUUAAUAAUAAUAAACUGUU
Messenger RNA from Xyrauchen texanus (razorback sucker), 814 nucleotides. It is a transcript of the gene lyrm1, whose product is annotated as LYR motif containing 1. Gene Ontology annotation, cellular component: mitochondrion. Lineage: Eukaryota; Metazoa; Chordata; Actinopteri; Cypriniformes; Catostomidae. The transcript has 5 exons. The record is from RefSeq and is a predicted model, not a curated record. Bases 135 to 491 code for a protein of 118 amino acids.